This is a messenger RNA of Lodderomyces elongisporus, 1080 nucleotides long. RefSeq lists its product as uncharacterized. Lineage: Eukaryota; Fungi; Ascomycota; Pichiomycetes; Serinales; Debaryomycetaceae. The coding region runs from base 1 to 1080 and encodes 359 amino acids. The record is from RefSeq and is a predicted model, not a curated record. The transcript has a single exon. Gene Ontology annotation, biological process: mitochondrion organization; lipid homeostasis. Gene Ontology annotation, cellular component: mitochondrial outer membrane.
AUGGCUAAGGAAGAACUACAAAAGGUUGUGCCCUCGCCAAUCUAUUCACUAGAAGAACUAUCACCAACAACUUCACAUACUCUAACACCAGCUACAUCUGAAACUCAGCCUUCAAAAACUCAAUCACUGUCGCUGUCACUGUCCCAGCAAACAUCGCAUGACUCGCACAACUCCUUGUUUCUGCCGUCGCAUGGCUCGCAUGGCUCGCAUGGCUCGCAUCGCUCGCAUAUUUCGAUAUCCAAGUGGGUUAUUCCGUCAUUGUAUCGAAUCCAAAAGUAUAGUGCAUAUUCACUUGUGUCAUUUGUAGGGAUCCAUCUUACUUCGGUGGUGAUUAUACCUAUACUUCCGAUCCCGCGCGAUGUCAAGGACCAAGUAUUUAGUCUUGCAAAGGCUGUGUAUCAGGAUAUUCCUGGUUAUGAACUGUUGCUCAUAUAUGGUGCUGGUGUGUGUCACAUUCUACUGGGAAUAAUCUUACGAGUAGUCAAGGUUAUCCGCAAAAAUAGAAUUGAGGAAAGGAGACGCAAAGCAGGGUCGCAUGUUUCCAAGGUGCAUAUGAUCAAUAGUGCCAAUUUGGGAAAUGGUACUAUUGAUAUUAGAGACAAUGACGAAGAUAUUGGUCUUGGUGGCAUAAGUAAUUUGUUUGGAUUGGGAUAUAGGAGAUCAAUUACCCUGACGAUGUUUGGCUUGAGUCCUUUGCAAUUCACUGGUUGGUUUAGUAUACCAUUGGUGUUGUUUCACUUGUACAAAUUUCGAUAUGUUCCGUGGCUGGUGGAGGGUGAUUCUUCCUUGGUGAACUUGGAGUAUAUUCCGUAUGUGGUGAAUUUGAAGCAUCCUGUGUUUAACCAGAUAGCGUUGUGCUUAUUAGUAUGGAGUGUAAGCUAUCAUAUGAUGUCGGGUAUAAUGAAGUAUCGUGGAUGGUUUAGCAAGUAUUGGAAAAGGGUUGGGUUAACUGUUAUUAAUGUUUUGGGGUGGAGCGGAUGUCUUGCUGUUUGGUUGUACAAGAGGCAAGAGAUUGAUGUGAACAAUUUGGAUUUUGUUGGUAAGGCAUUCCACAAGUACGUUAACGCAUUUUUGUUGUAA